Penaeus vannamei (Pacific white shrimp) is the source of this 2596-nucleotide messenger RNA. NCBI's taxonomy places the organism in Eukaryota, Metazoa, Arthropoda, Malacostraca, Decapoda, Penaeidae. The record is from RefSeq and is a predicted model, not a curated record.
GUGGGGGCGGUCAGCUGAUGCGAGGAGCGACGGGGAUGGAGAAUCACUUCAGUGUGCCGCCGACGCCCCGAGGAAGGAGUUGUACGCGACUUUGCUCUUGUGUUUCACAGAAAGAUUAAUAAAAAAAAACACACACAGAAGAAAAUGGACCAUUCGAGCAUGAACCACUCAAUGGACCACCACGCGGGGAUGGACCACUCUAUGAUGGACCACUCGGGGAUGGAUCACUCCGGCAUGGAUCACUCAGGACACGAGGGGCAUGGCAUGGCGGGGGCUGUGGUUAGCACGACAGUUAAAGCCAUUGUCGACGCAGUGCAGAGUGGAGGUGAUCACAGUGGGCACAUGAUGCACGGCUCAGGCCACGGAGGUCAUGACAUGGACAUGGACAUGGACAUGGGUAUGUCGAUGACUUUUCAUUUUGGUUACGAUGAGGUCAUCCUGUUCGAUUUCUGGAAAAUCAGCACCAUCGGAGGUCUCAUUGGCUCGAUGGUCGGCAUCUUUAUCCUUGCUAUGCUGUAUGAAGGACUUAAGUACUUUAGAGAACACCUGUUUCGCCAAGCCAUCGCCUCCAUGCAGUACUGUGCCAACGUAGAUAAGAAUAACAUUACAGAUGAGAACAAACAGAUGAGGUAUAUGGAGCAGAUAAUUAUGCCCCCAACAAUGAGCAUGCUGAGCAAGGAUCAUACCAUCCAAACGUUAAUGCACAUGCUCCAGAUGAUCGUCAGUUACCUGCUCAUGUUGAUUUUCAUGACUUACAAUGUGUGGCUUUGCUUAGCCUGCGUCUUAGGGGCAGGCCUCGGCUACUUCCUCUUCGGCUGGCGUAAAUCCGUUGUUGUUGACAUCACGGAGCAUUGUCAUUAGGGUUCGGUAAUUGUGCUCGCACCGUGAAGGGAGAAAAUCAGUCCCGGCCUUAUAUCUCGAGUUGUGGAAAUGUUAAUCAGAAAUAGAAGUUGAGCUAGAUGCCGCAGGGGAUGGCAUGUAAGUACAUGCUAUGCCCACUGGGAGUCUAGUUUAUUAACUGUCCUUACACAACUGGCUCCACAAGAACUGAGACACCAACGAGCCAAUUAUUAGUACUCCCUACAUCAGGUGAGGUCACGAGGUCUGCUAAUUGACUCUUUAGUGGCUGAGCACUUGUGGAGCCAUCUAUAUGUAAAGACAUUUUGCAAAACAAUACUAUAGUGAACACAUCAUUUUCCUGGCGGCACUGGGUUAAUAUUGUUAUGAUCAUUCUUGUGAUGCGUUGUGAUUUGGGGCUCCCCGUCAUGAGGGAAGCCUUUUGAUGCUAUAGCAAAGUUGUGCUUGCUUUCAAAGGUGCAUUUUAAAGGGGGGAGGGGGUAUUUUUUCACACAAAAAACAGAAUUUUAAUUCCAAACUGUUGUAUAUAUUUUAGAGAUCUUUUAGGGUUUCUUUUCUUCACAAUUUCUCUCACUUUCUCUCUCUCACUCUCUGACUUCCUCUCUUGCAUUUUUUCAUUCCAUCUUUCUUCUGUUGCAUUUUAUAUAUUUUUUUUCAUUGCUACACCUCAUCUCAAAUGAAAAAGAAAAUAUUCUCAUGUCUUUGUAUAUAAAGACCAAGUUGGCUCAUAUUUUCCCUAAUAAAACUUCCAUUUUAUAGAGCUGAAAUGUUUAUAAACUUACAUAGACCUUUUUAUUUAAAUCUUUGCUGUAGCAUUGCCUGCCUUACAUAUUUUUUUUCGUUUUUUAAACAUAUUCUUUUGAAACCAAAAUGUCAAGACAGAUAUUUAAUUAUUUUCUUAUACUAUAUAGUGAUUAUUUUCAAGUCUGUAUUAUUCUAAUGCGUUAUUAUUGCUGUUAUUUUGAUUGCUAUAUUUUUUUUAUAUUCAGUAUUGUUAUUUCUAAUCAAGUGUGUACUUACUACUUCAUUUAUCUUAAAAAAAAAAAAAAAUCCCUCUGGCCUUAUAGGAAUGAGUGUUAUUAUAUAUAUAUAAAUGAUAUUGAUAGAGAUUCACAACAUUGUAAAGAAGAAAAACCUGACCUCCAUGGCAUUGCCUUCAUAUCAUUUUAUGUUUAAGUUGACAUGUACAAGAUUAUGACCAUGAUGAUAAAGGAAUAGAUACUACAGAAUUAUUAUUACAUUUUUUACUAAUUAAUUGCAUAUUGUGGCAUUGUUAGUCAGUUAUAUAUUGAUUAUAUAUAUGACAUACUAUUUUUCUUCAAUUUAUAUCAGUUCAUGGUUUCAUGAUAUACAUACAAUUUAGGCAGAUACCUUGCUGCGUCUUUUCACAAAGUAUGUGUGGCUCACAACUUGUAAAGGUGAAGAAUUUAAUUGUACAAUAUUUUUUGAAAGGUUUUAUUAUAUGAAAGGUAUAUAUUUACAUAUGUUUCAGUUUGAUUACAAAUGUAAAGGAAAUGCAAAGUUGAAAGAAUGAGAAAAUGAUAAAAAUACGAAGAAAGAUCAAUGAAUCAGCAUUGUGAUUUUUAUGUAUUGAUUAUGAUAACAGUGUUGCGGCAGUAAAAACGUAAUAUAUUCUUUUGACACAUUUCCUUGCAAAAUGGUGUUGUUUCUACAAGAAGCAAGUAAAUUGUUCAAAUGUUAUUUUUGGGUAUAAUUGAACAUUAAAUCCAAACAGAUU